Molecule: messenger RNA, 597 nt
Organism: Neohortaea acidophila
Lineage: Eukaryota; Fungi; Ascomycota; Dothideomycetes; Mycosphaerellales; Teratosphaeriaceae
Exons: 2
Coding region: 1-597 (198 amino acids)
Source: RefSeq, a predicted model, not a curated record
AUGUCAGAUUCCGAUCUGGACUCACCGAGCGCCCUCGAUCAGUUUACGGAUCACUUUGCUGCACAAGGACAGAAACUCCUCAACCAGACUUCCUCCCCGGAGCAACGUCAAGAUGUAUUAUCCAGAUUUCAAGCCCUCGUCAGCGCACAUCCGAAGAUCUCGGCGCUCAUCGCACUCAACAUCCUAAUCACCGGCGUCCCAAUCACAGUCUUCUUCUUCUUCGCCAUAGGCGUCGCCAUCUCCUCCCUAGUCACCGGCCUCUUCAUCGCAGUAUUCGUAGCAGGCCUAUGGACACUAGCAUGCGUGGGCAUCGCAUUCUCCAUCCUCGUGCCGACAGUCUGCUUCACCACCUUCAUCGCCUUCUCCGUCUUCUUCUGGCUUCUCGUCGCUCUGUACGCCUUCUACGCCGCGAGAGCUGUUUGGCAGUACUUCUCUCUGCCCGCGGAGUCCGCGCCGACAGUCAACGGCACCCCGAAGGGCUCCAACAUUGAAGCGUGGCGUGAUGAGUUCCGGGGCAUCCUUGAUGCGGACCGUAAGAAUCAUGAUUUGAAAGGGCCUUUGGGCAAUAUGAAUGGGAUGAACGGGUUGAAGCCUUGA